Messenger RNA from Solea senegalensis (Senegalese sole), 5001 nucleotides. It is a transcript of the gene fbln2, whose product is annotated as fibulin 2. Gene Ontology annotation, cellular component: extracellular region. Lineage: Eukaryota; Metazoa; Chordata; Actinopteri; Pleuronectiformes; Soleidae. Gene Ontology annotation, molecular function: calcium ion binding. Bases 107 to 4150 code for a protein of 1347 amino acids. The transcript has 16 exons. The record is from RefSeq and is a predicted model, not a curated record.
GAGGUUAUUCCAAUGGACAGAAUCUGGCAGAAUUCAUAAGAGAUAAACUGAAGGCCUUGGAUGAUACCUGUUCCUCGAUUGUAGUGCGUACUCUGCACUGUGCACCAUGGCUUGUCUUCAAAGAGCUGAAGUAGCACUGCUGGGAUGUUUGUUGAUGCUCCUGUACCUGAGUGUCUGCUUCUGCCAGCGUGACUGCACUGGCGUGGACUGUCCCCUGCUGGACAAAUGUAUAGAAGAAGUGCUGGAGAGUGGCACCUGUUGCGCCUCAUGCUUACAAAAAGGUUGCACAUGUGAGGGCUACCAAUACUAUGAUUGCGUCAGUGCUGGAUUCAAGAAUGGCAAAGUGCCCGAGGGAGAUUCUUACUUUGUAGACUACGGCAGCACAGAGUGCUCCUGUCCUGCAGGUGGAGGGCGGAUCAGCUGCCACUUCAUCAGCUGUCCCGACAUGCCACCCAACUGCAUCGAGAUUUUAGAGCCUGCAGAUGGCUGCAUGCAGUGCGAACGUAUAGGGUGUGUCCAUGAUGGGCAAAAGUACGAGGCUGGGCACUCCUUCCACAUUGAAACCUGCCGGGUCUGCCACUGCCCUAAUGACGGCGGGGAGCUGAUGUGCUACCCUGUACCUGACUGUGAUUCGGAGAAAGUCCAUAAACCAAUGUUAGCUGUGCCCACAGUGGAGGACACAGUCAGCAGCCACUACAGGUUUGACCAUCAAGACCAUACGGAUCAGUUCUCAACACCAUACCACAUUCUACCAAAUGGUAACCUUCCUCUUUUCAAACCAUCAUCAUUUGAUAAGGAUGAAUCAGAGGACUAUGAUUAUGAUCCAACAGACCUUCCAGAGAGCUACCCUCAAACCCUAGCUUUCCCCACUCGGUCCCCUCCCUUCAGGAAGGUCACAUCUGUAUCUGGUGGCUCGGCCACGCCUGGCAGAAACCCUGCCACUCUGAGUUUGGAAAGACAAAGCAAGUUUGAGCUGAGAGAGAGAUAUGGAGUUCAUGACCAUCCUGCAGACGAAGAGGAUGUGACAGAACCUCCCCCAACAGAACAACAAAGUACUGUCAGGUCACAUAUGCAUGAGGACACCACGACUUCUUGGCAGGCCUCUCAGGGUCUGACAAGUGCACAAAGAGUCUCAGUCAGUGAUCAAAGUCCACAGACAGACUUAGAGAAUCCAAUGCAUGCACAAAGGAGUUUGGGUAGUGUCGUAUUUCCAUUAAAUCAAAGUUUAGAGAGUGAAAACCCCCCAAACGAGAGUUCAGAGAGAGAGAGUCCAGUACAUAUUCAGAGAAGCUCACAGCAUAAGACACAUGACAAAAAUGCACUGGAUAGUGUUAUACCCAGAGGUUCAAACGGUCAUAUCAAUGUUAGUCAUCCAGUCAGAAGUACAGAGAGUCACACAGUGUCACUCUCUCUUCACACACUGGAAAGUCCAGAGACCCCAGUCCUUUCCAGGUCAAGUUCAAAUGAUCACAUAGAAUUAGAGGGGACAGUCCAACCAGACAGUGAGGGAGGGGUGGACGCAGAGGAGAUGGAAGAGGAGGAGAAAGAAUUAGUAACUCUUCUGAGUGUCACUGAGCAGAAAAGCUACGUGGAGCCCGAAAACAUUGACCCAACCAGCAGCAACACAAAGACCACACCUGAGUUCAGCACCAUCUCCCCGAGGAGGCCAGAGGAGAACACAACACCCAUGGUCCAUUUUCUUAUGACCACCACUUCCCAGAUUCCAGUAAAGGCUGUUCUGGAUGAGGCUGAGCCCAGCAGAGAGCCACAUCUGUUUAACCUCCACAGUGAAGACAAAGAGGAGGUGAAGGAUGAAGUGAUGGAGGAGGAGAAGACACACCAGCCUUUUUCACCCAACCGACCUAAUGAGGGUCCAGGAGCCUCUGUUGAAGAGCUGCUGCAGAGCUGCUGUGCUGCUGGCCAGAAAUGGUUCAAUGAAAACAAUCACUGCAACCACAUGCCUCUGCUGACCGGUGACAGGAGCUCCAUGUGCAGUGUCGCACAAAACCAGUGCUGCCGCAGCUCACAGAAGGAGAGCCAGUGUGAAUUAGGAAUAACUUCAGCCAGAAGAGGAGACACAUGUGAGGUGGCUCAGGAGGAUGAGUGCGCACGUGACUCCUACCAGGUGUGCUGCAGCUGCUGUGCCCUUGGCUUAUGGAUGCGCAGUGGAGGAUAUGGCUGCGGUGCUCACCAGCACCUGGUCUACCCAUGCAGUCACGUCGCACUCACCUGCUGCGAGGAAGGCGAAGGUCCAAGUCAGGUGACGCUGAAGAAAAAGCAACAACCCAGACCAUCUCCAAUGCCUAGAAAAGUCUCAGACAGCGAGUAUCCCAAGGAGGCCUUCUCCAUCAGUGCCACAGAUGAAGCUGCCAAUGUGGUGGAGGAGCAGGAGGACAUGGAUGAGUGUCAGCUGUAUGCAGGCCAGCUGUGCCAGCACAAAUGCAUCAACGUCUUGGGUUCAUACCGCUGUGAAUGCCACCAGGGCUACAUUCUGCAGCAAGAUCGACACUCCUGUGCACCAGUGAGUCCAGAUGAAGACAACACAGUCAGAGAGGAAAGUCCGGCUGUGAUCCCAACACAAACCACCACCACCACUACAACCACCACAACCACCACACACCCAGUCCGCCUCAACCCUUGUGCAGCAAACGGUCCUUGCAGUCAGCAGUGUAUAACAGUGGCAGGCCAGGCUCACUGCUCCUGCUUCCCUGGCUUCUCAUUGAUGACAGAUGGUCGCAUGUGUGAAGAUGUGGACGAGUGCGUGACCAACACCCACAGCUGUCGGCCCAGUGAGCGCUGCGUGAACACAGUGGGAUCAUUUGUAUGCGAGCUGCAGGUCACUUGUCCUACAGGCUUCCAGCUGAGUAAUAGUGUUUGUGAGGACGUUGACGAGUGUGUGCUGCAAACCCAUAAGUGUGGUGUGGGCUCUGUGUGUGAGAACACCAUGGGCUCUUUCCUGUGUAUUACCAAACAGAAGUGCAUCAGCGGCUUCACACAGGACUCUCAUGGAAACUGCAUUGACAUAAACGAGUGCAGCAGCCGGACUGAGCCGUGCAGCUCGGGCUUUAACUGCAUCAACACCGUGGGCUCCUUCACGUGCCAGAAGAAGAUCAUCAUGUGCAGCCACGGAUACCACGCCAGCCCCGAUGGAGCCAAGUGUGUUGACACUGAUGAGUGUCAGAUGGGGACACACCGCUGUGGAACGGGCCAGAUCUGUCACAACCUCCCUGGCAGCUACCGUUGUGACUGUCAGACGGGCUACCAGUAUGAUGCUCUGCACAAAGUCUGCACCGACAUAAAUGAGUGCUGGCGUUACCCUGGCAGGCUGUGUGCCCAGACCUGUGAAAACACCCCAGGCUCCUACCACUGCUCAUGCACAGCUGGCUUCUCCCUUUCAUUUGAUGGCAAGAACUGUGAAGAUGUGAACGAAUGUGACAAACAUCCCUGUAGCCAGGAGUGCGCCAACAUCUACGGCUCUUAUCAGUGCUACUGUCGUCAAGGUUACCACCUGAAGGAGGAUGGACACACCUGUGAAGACAUUGAUGAGUGCUCUCAGAGCAUCGGGAACAUCUGUUCCUUCAAGUGUGUAAAUGUUGAAGGCAGCUAUCAGUGCUCCUGUCCUCCUCAUGGAUACACCAUGUCGGCCAAUGGACGCACCUGCAGAGAUAUUGAUGAAUGCACAACUGGUACCCACAACUGUUCACAUGCACAGACCUGCUAUAACCUGCAGGGAGGCUUCAAAUGUCUCUCCUUUGACUGUCCUCACAAUUACAAGAAGGUGUCAGACACCCGCUGUGAGCGAACCAGCUGUCCCAGCAACUCCUUGGACUGCCAGAACUCCCCUGUUCGGAUCACGUACUACCAGCUCAGCUUCCAGACCAACAUCAUCAUCCCAGCCCAGAUCUUCCGGAUCGGACCGUCGCCCGCUUACUCCGGGGACCACAUUGUCAUCAGCGUCACCAAGGGCAACGAGGAGGGCUACUUCAGCACCAGGAAGCUGAACAGCUUCAUGGGUGCCGUGUACCUGCAGAGACAAGUGCGCGAGCCCAGAGACUUCCUCAUAGAGGUGGAGAUGAAGCUGCUGAGGCAGGGAACGGUCACCUCAUUCCUCGCCAGGAUAUACGUCUUCAUCACAAGCAGCACUAUGUAACAGCAAAAUGAAAAGGAGACUAUUUCGUAUGGUGCCAACUUUUUCAUACAUACAUAUAUAUAUGUAUAUAUAUAUAUGUACAAACCCUCAUAUUCAAACUUUUUCAAGUAUCUUGUAAAACUUUUUUUUUUUUUUUUACGACCAAUCAUAUUUACUGAGAAACCAUGAGUGUUUUUCAGCUUGUGUCAUUUAGUUUCUAUGCUCCACGUUCAUACAGGCGGUGGAGAGGUGCUGCACUGAUUAAUCUGACUGAUUAAUCACGUAGUUGUUUGAUCCAUAAAAUGUCAUCAAUUGGUGGUGAGAAAUCUUCCCAAACCUCAAAAUGACGAUGUCCUCAAAUGAUUUGUUUUGACCACAUAACAAAGAUAAUCAGUUUAGUGUCACAGAGGAGCAAAGAAAGCAGAACAUGAAAGUGACAACACUCAAAACUGAUUAUUUGAUGAUCAAAGAAGUUGGUGAUGACUUAAUUCCGUGACUAAUUCAUUAAUCAAUUCUGCUCUGCUCUGGUUGAAUCUCUGUGAUGAUAAUUCCAUAAAGUCUGCAGAUAUAUUAGUAAACAGUAUAAGCAGCACUACAAGUUAAGGGCACUUGUCAUGUUUAGGCCUGAAACUGACAAAAUGUAUUGAACUUUUAUUUCAGAAUUCUUUCCAGUUAAAAAAUUUGAAUCUAAAAGAAGUAAAUGUUAAUGAUCGUUUAUGUUUAUUUUAACAAAAUGUUUAUGUUGUGCUUGGUUUGUUUCAGUCUUUUGUUGUUGCUUUUUGUUUGUGUGUUAUUUGCCAAAAAUGUAUCUGACUUCCCCGAAAAAUAUAAUGUUUAUAAGAUAAUGAAAAAAAAUGUCCAUAUUGUUUAUG